UGUUUAAAAUGGUUAUGGUUUUAUGAUGUAAAAACGAAGAUAAUAGAAGAGAGAAGCUGUCAUACUGACUGUUUACUAAACCGACUGCAUCGUUUACUCAGCCAAAAUGACCUUAGGAGACAUUCUCUCUCUCUUUGUGUGCGUGCGAACGUGCGCACACACCUAUUAGCAGGAUACGUUCAGUACGCAGGUGUGUGAGCAGCAGGAGGUGUGUUGAGCGGCAAACCCAAACUCUUCAUGGGCUCUGCCAGCUUCGUGGAUGUGAGCGACAGAUGCUGCUACCCCUUUCUCGUUUCCACCAGAUUACAAUGGAUUAAGAUUUUUGGGUCACGCCGGCAAAUUAUUGUAGGAAACCGAUUCGACUUGGAUGUCCUCCAUUCCCCUUUCCGCAUUCCCGCAGCAGCGGUGCGCACUGCAGGCGUGGAUCUGAGAUCCAUGAUCUCAACAGAAAAAACCGGUUCCUCCGGCUAAUCUGCUCUGCUGCUGCUGGCGGUGCAUUAUGUUUCCAGCCAAAGGAAGAGGGGGAAACUGGAGGAUUUAACAGAUUGGAAUAAACCUGCCGUAGCGCAGCUUCAUGUCCCGGGAUGGAGAGCUGCUGUCGCUCCUGUAUGCCGUGUUUAAAUCGGCUCUGGAACGCGAUCUGGCCCGACAUCCGAUACCCAACCAUCCAUAACCACGACCAUGUCAUCGCCAAUCCGGCCGCGCACCCGGCGGAAAUCCGCACAGUGUCCGGCGACAUCCGCGUCCCGUCGCCUAAGAAGCGGCCGGUGCAGCUGUACGCGGCGCUCUUCGACUUCGUGGCCCGCAGCGAGGACGAGCUGACUGUAAAGGAAGGGGACAGGUUGUCUGUGAUAGAGAAGCGGGGGGAGUACGUGCUGGCCAAGAAGCUCACCGGGUCUCUGGAGUCCGGACUGGUUCCGGCGAACUACGUGGCUCUGCUGCAGGACGAGUUCGCUAAACACAAGUGGUACUAUGGGAACAUAAACCGAAUGAAAGCUGAGAAGCUGUUGCUGGCUCCCCAAAACAAAGAUGGCUCCUUCCUGGUUCGCAUCAGUGAGAGUCACAGCGAUGAGUACACAGUCUCUGUCCGGAGUGAGGGGAAGGUGUACCACUUCAGGAUCCAGCGCUCCACCAUUGGUGCAUACUUUAUCUCAGAUAAGAUCUCCUUCGCCACGCUGGGAGAGCUCAUCUCCUACUACCAGAAAAACCAUCACAGCCUGGGAGUGCUGCUGCAGGAGCCAUGUGCCCAGCAGCGGGAGCUAUUUGACAUGGAGCCAUGGGAGAGACCACGGGAGGAGUUCAAACUACAUAAGAGACUCGGAGAGGGACAGUUUGGAGAGGUGUGGGAGGCUCUGUGGAUCACACAGAACAGGAAAGUGGCCAUAAAGAUGCUGAAACAAGAGGACACAAAGCAGGACGAGUUUGUGAAAGAGGUUCAGGCCCUGAAGAGUCUACAUCACCCAAAGCUGAUCCAGCUGUUGGCCAUGUGCUCCAGAGGAGAGCCGGUCUAUAUUGUGACAGAGCUCAUGAGCAAAGGAAGCCUCAAGAACUACCUUGCCUCUGCUGAAGGUCAUGUGCUGACAUCAGCUCAUCUGAUCUACAUGGGCAGUCAGAUCGCAGAGGGCAUGGCCUACCUGGAGGACCGAAGCAUUGUCCACAGAGACCUGGCUGCCAGGAACAUCCUAGUGGGAGAUGAUCUGGUCUGUAAAGUGGCUGACUUUGGACUGGCUCGAAUUAUUAAGGACAGUGUGUAUACAGCCAGUCGAAACACAAAGAUCCCAGUGCGGUGGACGGCUCCUGAGGCAGCACUUCGCCAGCAGUUUUCUGUAAAAUCAGAUGUUUGGUCAUUUGGGGUGCUGCUGUAUGAGAUGAUGUCACGUGGCAAAAUGCCUUAUGAAGGAAAAAACAAUAACGAAGUGUUGGAGCUGCUGUCAUCUGGGCAUCGGCUAGCCUGUCCAACCCGCUGUCCUCCAAAUAUUUAUCGCAUCAUGAUGGACUGUUGGGCAGCUGAGCCGUCUAAAAGACCCUCCUUCCAUGCUUUGCACAGCCAGCUGGACACAAUAUAUACCAGGAUAUACUUUAAGACUAUAGAGGUAUAAGAAGAGAUAAAAGGGAAGAGGCAAGGGUAUAAACAACACAGGAGGAAGAUCCUCUGCAACUGGUCAUCCACAGCAGGAUGGACUGCAAAAAUGAAGAAGGAAGCAAAACAGGAAUGAAAAAUAAGGAAUGUUCUUCUACCCCAUAAAAUCUAUUACCACAGCAGGGCGUAUGAAUGAAUGUCACUUUCGACUUUUUCCA
This is a messenger RNA of Monopterus albus (swamp eel), 2298 nucleotides long. It is a transcript of the gene srms, whose product is annotated as src-related kinase lacking C-terminal regulatory tyrosine and N-terminal myristylation sites. The transcript has 9 exons. The coding region runs from base 585 to 2099 and encodes 504 amino acids. The record is from RefSeq and is a predicted model, not a curated record. Gene Ontology annotation, biological process: protein phosphorylation. Gene Ontology annotation, molecular function: protein binding; protein tyrosine kinase activity; ATP binding. Lineage: Eukaryota; Metazoa; Chordata; Actinopteri; Synbranchiformes; Synbranchidae.